This is a messenger RNA of Symbiodinium sp. CCMP2592, 357 nucleotides long. The record is from the annotation of a GenBank genome assembly. NCBI's taxonomy places the organism in Eukaryota, Dinophyceae, Suessiales, Symbiodiniaceae.
AUGGGUGGGGUGUACCGCGAGGAUUUUGCACACUCCCGUUGGCAAGCCAACCGCUUCUAUUUGGUGUCACAGGACAACGAGGACCCGGAGCUCCUCCGUCAGAAGGCGCGGAGCCUGCGAGCUCUUGGCCUGGAGCCCCCACGUGCUCAUCACUUCAGGCGCUUGGCGCAGCGCCAAGGUGAGCUCCAGGAAAGCCCGAUUUCGCGGGAUGCACAGGUCUUGAGUCGCUUGUCUGGCGAGUCUCGUAGCGCGACGACUGGCGGCAGUGCUUCACCAGGAGCGACGUCCGUGGAAGACGGUGUCACAUCCGCAAAGUACCGCCAGGACCGCGGCUCUGGAGACUCCACAGACAGUUGA